Cimex lectularius (bed bug) is the source of this 3448-nucleotide messenger RNA. RefSeq names its product protein zyg-11 homolog B-like. The coding region runs from base 383 to 2668 and encodes 761 amino acids. The record is from RefSeq and is a predicted model, not a curated record. Gene Ontology annotation, cellular component: Cul2-RING ubiquitin ligase complex. The transcript has 13 exons. Lineage: Eukaryota; Metazoa; Arthropoda; Insecta; Hemiptera; Cimicidae.
AAUGGGGAUACAUUUCCAUGCCAGUUUUGAUUGGUUUAGAUAAAUUCCCCUAUGGUUGUCAACGUCAGGUUUUAUCGGAGUGUAGCGAGAUUUUUUUAGUGGAAGACAGUCGUGGGACGCGUUAGUCACGCAAUUUUGAUUUGCGUUUAAUUUAAAUAUAAAAGGACUUUCUCCUCUGGGAAAAUCGACGGGUCAGGUCUUUGGGCCGAGAUCGGGAACGUAACUAAAACGGUAAACUAAACAGCUGGUUCCCGUUACCAGUUAUUUUAUUUAUAUCCCGAAUUUUAAAUUUAAAUUGACAUUCGCUCGGGUUUAACAAAAUCUUAUUAGUAAACCGUAGCCCGUCCGAAAUCGGGACAGACCGAGGAAGAGUUUACCAAUAAUGUAUAUAUCUCCGUCGUCGCUCCAGGAAGUCUGUGUCAAUUAUAUCUGUGAUAAUCUGCUGGCUUUGACAGAGAGGGUAUGGGACUGUAAAGAAACAGUAUUGACGAACCAGUGUAAAUCCACAAAGAGGAAGCCGCAGAGGGGCAUACGGUUGACUUUCAAAGACACCGAGGCCUACUUUCACUCCGAAAUAUCCGAACAGCUCCUCCGCACUCUCUGCCUCAAGAAAAAGCUCAAUGACUUGACACUCACACUCUUCGAACCACAAACAACAAGGCUCAGAUGCGUCUCAAUUCCAAAUGCAUCGAACCUAUCUAAGGAGGGCCUGCGCGUUUUGAAAGGGCACAAGAUAACUGAUUUAGAAGCCUGCGGUCUUAAAUUUACGGUCAAUGAUCUGGUCACAUGUCUUGGGGAAUGGACACUUCAUAACCUGAGAACGUUGAAUGUGGCGAGGAGCACUUUCACAGAGGGCUCACGCCACUGUGUCAUGAUUGCUCUUUCAAAAUUAAAGUCGCUUCACUCCCUCGAUGUCAGCGGCACCGAGUUCAACAGGCAUGCCCUCGACAUUGUCGUGGAAGAUCUCCCUCACUUAGAAAGUCUAGAUAUAUCUAGCACAAGAGUGGAUGACAUAUCGCCGCUUAGGAAAUGCAAACACAGACUGAAACAUUUAGUUAUGUAUAAUUUGAAGUUUAUAAUAAUUGCGUCGUGUGAAGACGUAUUGCUGGAAUUGAAAGAGUUGAGAACUCUCGAUGUUUCGGAAGAGAGAGAAAGUUACACGCUUGAGAUGUUUGAACCUGGAGGAGCAAUGAUGAUGAAAUUCCUACAAACGCCAUCAGCACUUCCACAUUUAACAUCAUUAGACAUAUCAGGGAAAGGUGAAGUUAGUCGUAAAGUUUUAACAACGUUCUUGCAAGAGCAUAAAAAUUUAAGGUAUCUUGGGCUUGUCAAUCUAGAAAUUUGCUCCGAAGAAUGUUUCAUAAACCCAAAGCAUCCAGAUUACAAUCCAAACCUACAGGUAGGGGGCGUCGCCAAUGAAGAACAAAUUUUACUAUCAUUAAAAAAGUAUACAAACAGGCAAAUGUAUGUGCAGAAGUGCCUUUACAAUUUAUUUCGACUGACCCAGUCAUUCACAGAAGCCCGAGUGGAUAUAAUUGACCUUGUUUUAAACGGGAUGGAGCUUCAUCCAGAAUCUUGUGGAGUUCAGAUGGCAGCGACGGCAUGCCUCUAUAAUCUCACAAAAAGUGAGCUGGGUACGAAAAUUCACCCGCAGACACUAGCCAAAGUAGUCAACCUCUGCCUCCUCGCCAUGGAGAACUUCUCUGGACAUUAUCAACUUCAGAAGAACACACUAUUGACACUCUGCAGCGACCGAAUUCUACAAGACGUUCCUAUAAAUAGAUUUAUGUGUGCCAAGCUGGUCUUAGAUUCUCUUUGUACGUUCGAGGAUGCUUCGAUGAAUCGCAUGAGCGUAGCUAUUUGUUCUAUUUUAGCUGCUAAAAUAUCAACACUGGAAACUUCAAAAUUAGGCUCCAAUAAUGUCUAUAUGCAUAAACUUCUUAGAUUAGUUAGAACUAAAAAGGCAUCCAGGACAAUUGAUAUCACUAUGAAAUUCACGCUGAGUGCUUUAUGGAAUCUAACAGACGAAUCUCCGACAACAUGUGAAGUUUUCUUAGAAGAAGGCGGCCUCACGUUGUUCCUAGAAGUGUUACAGACAUUUCCAGGUGAGACGUCUGUUGAAACAAAAGUCCUAGGUCUAAUCAACAACAUCGCUGAAGUGCCAAAACUCAGGCAUUGCCUCCUCCAAACAUUUUUUAUCACGACACUAAGAGGGCUUCUUCAUUCAAAACAAAUUGACGUUUCUUAUUUCGCUGCUGGGAUUAUGGCACAUUUGGCCGCUGAAGGACAGACCGCCUGGGCCAAUUGUGAAGUUUCUAGGAAUGUUAUUCUCGAAGAGCUUGGAGAGGUUGUGAUAAGUUGGGAGGCCCCUGAAGGUGAAAUGGUCGCUUAUAGGUCAUUCUUUCCAUUUAUUUCCCUCUUAUCAUGCAAUGAUGUACCACAAGUGCAGUUGUGGGCUGUGUGGGCAAUUCAUCACGUUUGCACAAAAAAUCCUCUAAGGUAUUGUCCAAUGUUGGAAGCAGAAAGGGGAAGCGAACUAUUGCACACGAUGUGGUCAAAUCCAAAUGUUGACGCUCGAGUCAGGCACAUUUGCGGACGGAUCGAAGCAUUGUUAGAGAGUUGUAGAAAUUCAGGAGAAGCCAGUCCUUAUCCUCAGCAGACAAGGUGACACCGUUGCUGAAAAUGAUGCAAAAUCCCAAUUGUUUUCCUGCAGUGGCUUUAUUUUUCAACUUGUUAAAAAUGAAACUUGAAACAAUUUGGAAUAGUUUUUUAUUUAAAUUUUUGAAAUGUGGUUGUUGUAAUUUUGUUUUCGAUUUUAUUAGUUAUUGCUUGCCGAUUAGAUGCAAUGGCUAACUACUGUACAGUACAUUUGUAAAUAGCAUGUAUAUGAUUAGUUAUUGAUGAUAUAUAAAUUGAAUGGAAAACAAAAUACUACUAUUAUGUUGUUUGUUUUUUAAAAGUAUUUAUUGUUUUGAUUUAGAUUUUCAAAAUAAGAACAAAACAUGGAUUAUUUAUGUUUACAGGAGAAUCUCUAUCAUCAUAAGUGAUAACAUUAACAAUGAGUGAUUUAUAAAUAUUUAAAGUUUGUUUUAUUAAUGUAUUAAAUUAAACUCUACAAAUCUGUAUUGAUUUGGUACUUUUUGAAAUGAAUUUUAUAAACUGUGUAAACAUUCUAUUGAAUUGGUGAGUCCGAUGCAUGCCAGUAACAAUUUAUAAUUUCAUGCUAGCCAACACGAAACGCCCUCAAUGUCAAUAAAAUUAAAAUUUUAAUGAAUAAAAUUUGAUCAUCUGGCCAACAUUUUUCUCAUAUUUAAUUAACUUUGAUACCUUUGAUUUGGUACCAAACUAGUGAUUAAUGGACAAAUAAUUGUGGUUGUAAUAUUUUUUAUUAUUUUUUUUUUCAAAAGCAUUUUAUAGGUGAAAAUAGAAAUUUGAUAAAGAAAUUUUA